GGAGAGUUAAUCUAAUACAUGUGUAGUGUGAUUAAAGAAAGAGCUUCAUUGCUGUUGACAUUUCAGAUGAAUGUGAGGCUUCAGCGAGAGGAUAUUAAACACACAGAAACAGCAAAAAGCAGGAGAAGGAGGAGAAAGGGUUAACAGUCCAAAUCUAUCAGAGGGAGAUCUCUCUCUCUCUCCUCCCCCCCUACCUCUCUCGACCACUCGGCUGCUCUCCUCCUCUCUCUCUCUCACCACCUGUUAGUGCGGACCCCUUGCGCACUGACAUCCACCUGUUUGUGUAGGAAUCUGCUCCACUCACACAAUCAAAGACUCUAUGACGGUGCGGAGGGGAAAGAAGCUCAGCAUCUCCAUCCAGGAACACAUGGCCAUUGACGUCUGCCCCGGCCCCAUCAGACCCAUCCGACAGAUCUCCGCCUACUUCCCCCGUCUGUCCCCCACCUCCCCCGGCCCCGUGUCCCCGAACCCUGCCUCCUCCCCUCUGGCCCUCAGCCCCGGCUCCGUGGCCUCCGGGAUGGGCGGGGCUCACCUGCUGUCCCCUCUGCUGGCCCACGGCAGGCCGGGCGGGGGCGGGUCUUUGUCUCUGACCAGCAGCAUGGACACGUCGGUGGAGAUCAACAGCUCCGACAGUGACGACUGCACUGCUCUGGGAACGCUGGAGUUCGAGCUGCGGUACGAGCAGAGCUCCAGUGAGCUGCACUGCACGGUGCUCCGGGCCAAGGGUCUGAAGCCGAUGGACUUCAACGGUUUGGCCGACCCGUACGUCAAACUGCACCUGCUGCCUGGAGCCUGUAAGGCCAAUAAGCUGAAAACGAAGACGAUUCGUAACUCUCUGAAUCCGGUGUGGAAUGAAACGCUGACUUAUGUCGGGAUCACAGAAGAAGACAUGCACAGGAAGACGCUCAGGUUGACUGUGUGUGACGAGGACAAGCUGACUCAUAAUGAGUUAAUUGGAGAGUCCCGGGUGCCUCUGAAACGUGUGAAACCCGACCAGACCAAACAUUUCCACACCUGCCUGGAGCAUCCACCACCGCUCCCCUCUCCUACUGCCAUGGGUGUAGCCCUUCGAGGAAUAUCCUGCUACCUAAGAGAGUGGGAGAACGAGCAGCUGCACAGUCUGGAGGAGCGAGGUCGUCUUCUUCUCUCGCUGCAGUUUCUGCCUCCGCUCAGUUCGGAGGAAAAAGACGCAGAGCGCGGAGGAGGAGCAGGAGGAGCUGAAGGGCGUCGCAGCGGAGGUCUCUGUGUGGGCGUGAGGCGCUGCGCUCACCUGGCCGCCAUGGACGUCAACGGAUUCUCUGACCCCUACGUCAAAAUAUACCUGAAGCCUGACAUACAGAAGAAAUCCAAGCACAAAACAACAGUGAUGAAAAAGACCCUCAACCCCGAAUUCAAUGAGGAGUUUUUCUAUGAGAUCUCGCUGUCUGAGCUCGCCAACAAGACGCUGGAGGUGACUGUGUGGGACUACGACCUGGGACGCUCCAACGACUUCAUAGGCGGCGUCUGUCUGAGCUGUCACUCACAGGGCGACGCCCUCCGGCACUGGAUGGACUGCCUGAAGAACAAGGGCAGGCGGGUGGAGCGGUGGCACAUCCUGACCAACGAGCUGCCACGAACCCUCAGCCACGACUAAACCCAGCAGCCUCAGCACGUGCGGACGGGCGCCGUCGGGGACCGCAGGCAGCCUCUGCGUACUUCACGGGAUGGACUCAAGCAACUUCACCACAGGAAUCAGCAGAGAGGGAAAGUGUAUUAUAAUUAGAGCCACCAUGGUCGGAGCAGAAUGGUGGUGUGCCUUCAUUAUUGAUCAUCACACCUGCACUCAGCACCAGGUUACAUCCACUGCAGGCCGACACUUAUGAGGGGUGGAACUCACAUUCAGUAGAAACCACAGCUGCAGACGGUUGCAUGUCUUCUUUCUUCUACAGAUUUUAGUCCCAUGCUCUCUUUAAAAGAAAAACCAGCUCCCAAAUUUGUUAUGUUUUUGUUGUCACCAUGCCUCCCGUCAGUGCAUGUUCCCGUCAGAGCAGCAGUAUUUUCUCCGUCUGCGUAGACAGAACUUCUCUGCGUUCAGUCUAAACCCAGUUUGUUCCUCUCAUGUUUAUACAGCUCAGCUUCUGUUCUAACUAAAGAGGUGGUUUACUAACUGCUGUUGUUAAGAUAUUUCCUGAAUAGAUGACUCAGUCCCUCCAGGAUUCAGCAGGCUUUUCUGGGGACUGUUGAGACCUAAAAUGGCUGAUUUUACAUCAGCUUUUCUCAAAUGUUGUGAUGGUUACUUUUCUGAGUUAGAAAAACAAGAGUCUUUAAAUUUGAGAAACAAACCAUUUCAGAAAUUGUUCAGAAAAGUCAUUAAAGUGGGAAUUAGUGAAUAAAGUAUUUAAUUUUCAAACACCCACAUAAACAAAAUUCUGGUUCACUGUGAUGUGAAUGUUAAAAUGUUUGUUUCUAAGAUUACCUCAACAACAAAUUAUUAGUACAUUGGCAAAACUUUUUUUUGUUUAUUUCAAAACUUAAAACUUUAAAGUUAAGACAGUUGCCUUUUAAAUUAUGAGUUUAGUCAACAGUCAACCAAAAAAAUAGCUGAUUUGUUUGUUUGUUUUUGUUUUGUAAACCAUAAAACUUUAAUAGCCCAGGUUUUUAUUUGCUUCAGUCAGUGAACUCAACCUGCCUUUAUUUGAGACAGGCCUUUAAUUCCUUUUUGUAAAGGAGACCUGCGUUCAAUUGAGGUUUUAUGGUACUAUAUUAAAAAUCGAAGGCAACUUGUUCCAGUGAGAAUAAAAUCACUAGUAGUUUAACUAUUUGUGUGGGGGGGACUGCUAUGAUUGGUCAAAUUUGUGGAAGAUUUGCAGUGACUGGACAAAAUUGAGAGGUGCAACUUCCUGGAGGGACUGUGGAUGGUAACUUUGUGCAGGACCCCCCCCCUUCAUAAUGUAGAUGCUUUGGUUUUUAGUGUCUGGCUCUGAUUGGAUGGAGGUUCCUCCAUCACUACAGCUACCACUGUUGGCAGAUUCUCCUGAUCAAUGGACAACUUUUUAUGUAAAAAUGGACCGGGACAGCCAACAACAGAUCAACAGAAAUAAAUGUAAUUUAAUUAAGUUACAACUCAGUUGAAAAUGACUUUAAAUGAAUAUUCUGUCAUUGUGAAACAGAUCUCAGCUGUGGUUUUAAGCUCAGUUAUACAGAGAAGACCAUCUGUUAUUCUUCUUCUUGCACUCAUAUUCAGAUACUGAAUAUAACAGGGAGGCUCGAGGCAAUUGGGUAAUUUUCAUGAUGAUUGCGCGGCUUCGUGGCUUUGAUUAGGUCAAAUUUGGAAACACUGACGGCUACAGAAAAAACAGUCAGAAAAAGCUGCAGACGUGUAACUUGAUUUAUUCCUGCAACUGUUCAGUCUUGUUUGAUUUUUCUGUAUGAAGUAUUUCAGUGAAAUGUUCCAGGGUUUGAAUAGAUGGAGGGUCAGUCUUCAAAGGUGCUAACAGUGAAGGAAUCUCAGUGUGGUGAAGUUUAAUGUCCACUGAUUUAAAUAUUGUUUCACAGGCUGCUCCACACCGACAGGAAUACUGAAUCCCUAAACGUUCGCUAAGCCCCACUUUAGCCCCCGCUGACCGUACAACACAGAACAGGAAACGAGACAGAUUUGAAACAAUAGCUCCUUAAUAUCAGACAGAAGCAGUUUCAGUGACUGGAAAGACAACCUUUGAUAGCAGAUUUACCAGCUGUCAGUUGAGCUAACGUUAGCUCCACGAUGCACCUGAAGAUGCUGUCUUUGUCUGAGUCCUAACGUUUACAGCUAAAUACCUUUCUUAAAAUGUAAACCCUGUAAAAUAACUUUAGCUUCCGUCUGUUAGCAUUGGUAUCAUGUAUGUAGCCAUCAAGUGCGAACUAGCAGGUUCCAGGUCAUGAUGCCAUGCUAACAGACAGUUUGUUUUCACUUUCAGGAUGAGGACUGAUGUAACGCUAGCUCACGUAGCAUUUACUGGGGUUGCUGGAUUAUAAACGACCUAAAAUCCAACCAAGAGCCGCUAAAGUUAGUUUAAACUCUGAUAGCAUUCAGGACCAUCAACACUAGUGGCGAACUGUUACAGGUUACAUUAGAACAGAUAAACCCACCAAUGCAUCAUUUAAACCUAUGUUUAAAUAACAAAGCACAUUUUUCUCUCGAUGAGAUUACAAAGUCAAUACAAAGACGGAAAUUGGACAAAUACGCAAAUUUGUGAGAGUUAAAAAUAUUCAGGUGAGAGGAAACUUUGCUCGAAUCACGGUGCGAAAAUUUGCUUCGUGUUUGUUGUGAACACACCAUAAAAACCAGCCUCCACACUUGUGUGCCUAGUUACGGUUGCUAAGCUAUGAUUGGACAAUCACUGACUGCGGGGGAGGGGUUUAGCGAACAUUUGGAGGCAUAAAAAGAACGUCUGCAGAAAAUAUAAACCGUCAGCAGCUGUGUUGGUCUCAUCUUUCAAACGUAUCGGUAAAAUAAUCAGAAUUUCCUUCGUAUCAUUUCUCUGAUAUUUGCUCUGUAACGCACGGAUCACUUCUCUAUUGCACUCCUUAAUACAACUGUGAAAAACAAACUGCAUCCUAUUGUUGCCAUGACUGAUGAUGAUGAUGAUGAUGAUGAUGAUGAUAUCAAUAUCAAUACAAGUGGUUCUUCCUCGUUGUUGCAUGAUGCAAUAUGUUGAUAUACUUCUUUAUAUCUCUAUACUCCCCCUGCCUGUUUUCUAAUUCAAAGCGUUGAAGUGAGACAUGAUGAAACAUUCAGGUACACCUCAUGUUGAAUUUCUUGUUUACAGUGUUAUUGUUCAUCUUUUAUGCACGACUGAAUGUACGAAUGUGGCUUUCUAUACGAUAUUGUUGAACUGUUGUUUACACUGAUCUUGUGCUUUACAGUUACAUUUCUAUCAGGUGUUUUAUGUACAAUGAUGCAACAAUAAAUUUGGAAUGCAACAGACA
Molecule: messenger RNA, 4947 nt
Organism: Dicentrarchus labrax (European seabass)
Lineage: Eukaryota; Metazoa; Chordata; Actinopteri; Moronidae
Gene: doc2a
Product: double C2-like domains, alpha
Exons: 11
Coding region: 320-1633 (437 amino acids)
Cellular component (GO): membrane
Source: RefSeq, a predicted model, not a curated record